AUGGCGCGCACGGUGCACAACGCCUACAAGCUCCUGCUAUCGGGGCUCGCGAUACUAGGCCACCUCCAAGCGACAGAAGCCGGCAUCGCCAGGACACUCCCAGAUGAAUACUCAACCACCGCUGCCGCCGCGACGGGCCGCGAGCGCGUGAGCCUCGGCACGGGCUGGCGCUUCUCCCGCUUCACGUCGAACCCGGACUCGCUUUCGUACAACACGUUGAAGGGGUGGAUUCUGCCUUCCAGCAACGACUUCAUCGUGAACGGCGACAAGCACGAGCGCCCAGCCGGAUCUGCGCCGGGGGCCAACAUCACAUAUGUGCAGGCGUCGUUCGACGACAGCGAGUGGGAGGCCGUGAAUGUUCCGCACGACUGGGCGAUCAAGGGCCCUUUCCACGCAGAUGGGAUCCCAAAUAGCAUGGGCGCCCUGCCUAUCAACGGAGUAGGCUGGUACCGUCGCAACGUGACCAUAGCGUCGAGCGACGCCGGCAAGUCUAUCUACUUGGAUAUCGACGGCGCCAUGUCCAACUCAGCAGUAUGGAUCAAUGGGCAGAUUGUGGGUGGGUGGCCAUACGGCUACAACUCCUUCCGCCUGGAUCUUACUCCUUACGUAAAGACGGGAGAGAAUAUCUUGGCGAUCCGAAUUGACAACCCGUUGAACUUCUCACGUUGGUAUCCCGGCGCUGGUCUCUACCGGCAUAUCUGGCUCGUCAAGGUCGACCAGACUCAUAUUGGCCAAUAUGGCACGUACAUUACGACCCCAUCUGUGACUGCCGAGUCGGCGGAUGUAGCCUUGACAGUGCAGGUGGAAAACAAGAGAAAUUCCAGCCGGGCAGUGGAGGUAAGGACCAACGUGUUCGUCUUCGAUAACGAGAGCGGCCAGGCCAGAGCAGAGAUCGUGGCCUCCUUUAAACCCGCAACCGCCAACAUAGCGGCAGGCAGCAAGCAGUCUUUAAACACCUCAGUAACAGUCACAAACCCACGACUCUGGGGACCGAAGCCAGAACAGGAGCCAAACAUGUAUGUCGCCGUGACAGAGCUUGUUGCCGACGGCGCCGUUAUCGACAGCUACGAGACACGCUUCGGGAUCCGCACCAUUACCUACGACGGCAACACAGGCAUUUCUGUCAAUGGAAAGAAGGUCUAUAUCCAGGGCACCAACAACCACCACGACCACGGCGCCAUCGGCGCUGCUUUCAAUCUCCGCGCAGCCGAGCGGCAGCUGGAUUUACUACAAGAAAUGGGCUGCAACGCAUUGAGAAUGUCUCACAACCCCCCUGCCCCCGAGGUGCUCGACCUGGCGGACCGGCGCGGGUUCCUGGUUCUCGACGAGAUCUUCGACGUCUGGAAGCAGCAGAAGAUUGAGGAUGACUACCACGUGUACUUUGCAGAAUGGCACGAGGCGGAUCUGCGAAACUUCCUCCGACGAGACCGUAACCACCCGUCCAUCAUGGCAUUCAGCUACGGCAACGAGAUCGUCGAGCAAACAACAGCGGACGGCGGGGCCACCGCCCGCGAGCUCCAGGCCAUCGUGCGGGAAGAAGACCCCACCCGGCACACCAGCAUCGGCAUUAACAACGCCAAAGCCGGCAGCGAGCUCGCCAACGCCGUCGACAUCCCGGGGCUGAACUACCAGGGCGAGGGCCGCGGCACCUCCUUCGACUCGGCGUACCCGAGCUACCACGCCGCGUACCCGGAGAAAGUGCUGUGGAGCACCGAGAGCUCGUCGGGCGUCAGCUCGCGCGGGACGUUCAUCUUCCCCGUCACGAGCGCCAAUAGUUCCGACGCGAAGGAGGGGUCGGGGAUCGACUCGGCGAACUUGCUCGUCAGCGCGUACGAGCUGUACGCCGUGUCGUGGGGCUCGUCGCCCGACAAGGUGUUCGGGAUGCAGGAUAAGUUCCCGUACGUGGCGGGCGAGUUCGUCUGGACGGGCUGGGAUUACCUGGGCGAGCCGUCGCCGUUCGACACCAAGGCGCGCAGCUCGUACUUUGGGAUCAUUGAUCUCGCGGGCUUCAAGAAGGAUCGCUUCUUUUUGCCCAUGGCCCACAUCCUCCCCCACUGGACAUGGCCCUCCCGCGUCGGCGAAGUAACCCCCGUGCACGUCUUCUCCGCCGCCGACGAAGCCGAGCUCUUCGUCAACGGCAAGUCCGCCGGCAAGCUCGCCCGCGAGCCCUCCAACUACCGCUUCCGCUGGGACAACGUGACGUACGCGCCGGGCGAGCUGCACGUCGUCACGUACAGAGACGGCGCGCCGUGGGCCGAGGAGACGGUGAAGACGGCGGGCGCGGCGGCCAAGCUCGGCGUCGCUGCCGACCGCACCGAAAUAGCUAGCGAUGGCCAGGAUUUGUCGUUCGUUACGGUCGCUGUCGUCGACAAGGACGGGACCACGGUCCCGGAGGCGAGCACCGCGAUCACGUUCUCGGUUUCGGGGCCGGCGGAGAUAGUGGCUACGGACAACGGGAAUCCGGCCGACUUCACGGCGUUCCCGAGCUUGACAAGGGAUGCGUUCAGUGGUCUUGCCCUGGCGGUUGUCCGCUCGAAGGCUGGGGAGGCCGGGGAGAUUACGGUUAGUGCUAAGGCGGAGGGGCUUGAGGGGGGUGAUGUUGUGUUGAGGGCUGUGUAA
Hypoxylon fragiforme is the source of this 2619-nucleotide messenger RNA. Its product is annotated as glycoside hydrolase family 2 protein. The transcript has 3 exons. The coding region runs from base 1 to 2619 and encodes 872 amino acids. Lineage: Eukaryota; Fungi; Ascomycota; Sordariomycetes; Xylariales; Hypoxylaceae. Gene Ontology annotation, molecular function: hydrolase activity, hydrolyzing O-glycosyl compounds. The record is from RefSeq and is a predicted model, not a curated record. Gene Ontology annotation, biological process: carbohydrate metabolic process.